AUGUCGUCAAGAUACAAAGAUAAGGACGCCGGCGUCGUCCUGACCUUCAAUGGCCAAUGGGUCAGCUGGUCGCACACUGCUGUAGCUUACACUGCUUUUAUCAGCGCAUUCAUCGUCGGUGUCUCGCUGCAUUAUCACAAGAUCGUCCAGAAUGAAUGGUACGGAUACCCGGACGAGUGGUUCCCCUCCGUCUCCGCGACGAUUGGAGAUCGGUACCCCGAAAGGUCCUUCUUUAUGCUCUUCAUCGCAAUCACUUCUGGCCCGCGAUUCGCCCUCGUCGGCCUUUGGUACCUCCUGACGAGACGUCCCGGCCAGAUGCUGCCCAAGUUCACAUUUGCGAUGGGUAUACUGCGGACCUUCAUGUGCGGUGGCUUCACCUACGUUACCUCGACCGACGAUCAUGAUUGGCACGACAUUUUCAUGAUCUCCUACAUUGUCGCGUCGCUUCCCUGGACCAUUGGCUGCACUCUGCUUAGCCCGCCGAACCCCAAGUCCAUCAAGUACCGUAAAGUGGUUGCCAGCUCUUUCUUCGGCACCUUGGUGCCUCUGAUCUACUUCUUCAUCCAGCACAAGGUCCACCGCGUCGCAGGAGCUUACACAAUCUAUGCCUUCUUCGAAUGGGCGCUUAUUCUCUUCGACGUCGCCUUUGACGCGGUAACGGCCCUCGACUUCGACACCUUUGAGGUGGUGAUCAGGGAUGUCAAGGGUUCCAGCAAGGGUGAAAACCGAUCGUCUGUCCCUUCUGCCGUGCUUGAGAAGGAGAAGGAAAAGGCCACUGCCGGUGUGCUCUCCGCCCCAUUCAGAUGGGCCGAUGCCCUCGACACCGCUGCCGACGUCUACCACGGCUUCAUCUUUUGGUCUAUGCUCACCAGUCUCGGCGUUCUGGUGUGGUACUUCCCUCUGUGGCACAUGGGUAUCUCUGGCUACGAAGCCUUUGUCAUGUCUACAGUCCUUCCCUCCGUCCUGGGUAUCCGCGCCGUUCGAUCUCUGGUUAUCAACAACCUCCGCAUUGUUCACCUCAUCUCGCUGGUCGGCCUCCUGGCCUACAAGGUUCUUGACCCAGCUGCCCGGCUGUUCACUGUCGGGUUUGCCGUGGCCACUUCCUGCCUCGGCUGGACCGCUACGCUCUACUCCGAGAGAGCUCACCAGGCCCGCCUCGAGUCCAAGAUUCUGGCAUGGACCAUUGGUCUGAUCGCCUCCUCGACCGCCAAGUUCAUGUGGUGGACCAACAACCCCAUCUGGCCCAUUAUGCACGCCGCCAACGGCGGCUGGAAUGCCACCGGUUUCGCCAUCGCCGUUGUCGCCUGCUUGAGAUUCACUAGAAAGGCGCCUUUGACCAAGGGCGACUACCCCGAGGACUCCCAGAAGGGUGGCUCUUCCGUCCUUGCGGCCUUUGGCUUUGCUGGUAUUUUCUUCGGACUGCACUCUCUUCUCUCCGACACCAGCACCAUGAUCCUCUGGGUCUGGGACGGCUACCCGAUUCGUGGCCCCACCGCCAACACGUAUGGCUGGAUGACCAUCGUCGCCAUGACUGCCGGUCUGCUCGUCGGCCUCUACCGCCCUGGUCUUAUGAGCUCGUGGACCGCCUACGGUGUUGGCUCUGUUGGUGCUGCCAUCCUCACUUCUUACCACCAUUGGUUCGGCUACUACGGCGCUCUCGCGACGGCUUUCUACCUUACAGGUGUCUCCGUCCCAUUCUUCGCCCAUGCCGCUAAGAGGAGCCCCGGCACGACUUUCGGACUGGGUUUCUUCAUCUACAACAUCAUGGUCCUCUUCCACGUCUGGGUCGUCGCCUACGCUUUCGUCCCCGGUGGACCUCUGGUCCGCGAGCACACCGACUGGGUCAUGAUCACCACCUUCCUCCUCAUCGGCGCCGGAGUGUUCGACCUCACCUCGUCCCAGGCCCGUCGCCGUAACGCCAGCCGCUCCACCCCUUCCCAGCACAAGAAGUACCACACGCUCGCGGCCUUCUUCGUCAACAUUGUCUUCCUCGCCUCGGCUUUCAUGCGCUUCCCCACCAACGACUACAAGCCCUACCACCCCGAAGACCGCGUCCUCACCGCCGGCAUCUGGACCAUUCACUUCUCUCUCGAUAACGACAUGUGGUCAUCUGAAUACCGCAUGCGUGAUCUCAUCAAGGAGCUCGAACUCGACGUCGUCGGUCUGCUGGAGUCUGACCUGCAGCGCAUCAUCAUGGGCAACCGCGACACGACGCAGUUCCUCGCCGAAGACCUCGGCAUGUACGUCGACUACGGCCCGGGCCCCAACAAGCACACCUGGGGCUCCGCUCUUCUUUCCAAGUUCCCUAUCCUCAAGUCCACGCACCAUCUGCUCCCCAGUCCCGUCGGCGAGCUCGCGCCCGCUAUCGCGGCCACGCUCGACGUCUACGGCCAAGAGGUCGACGUCUUCGUCUUCCACUCGGGCCAGGAGGAAGACGUCGAGGACCGACGCCUGCAGACGGAGUACCUCUCCAAGCUCAUGGGCGAAUCCACCAACCCGUCCAUCCUCCUCUCGUACCUCGUCACAAAGCCGCUCCAGGGUAACUACAACACCUACGUCAGCUCAACGUCGGGCAUGCACGACGUCGACCCGACGGACUGGGACAGAUGGUGCGAGUACAUUCUCUACAAGGGCCUCAAGCGCACGGGAUACGCGCGCGUCAGCCGCAGCACAAUCACCGAUACGGAGCUGCAGGUGGCCAAGUUCGUCAUUCCCAAGUCGGCGGACGAGGCGAAGCAGAUCGAGGCCCUCGACGACACGACGCGCAACCGCCGCGUCAAGGAGGAGGAGGUGCCGGAGGGCUGGAGGUUCCCUGCCAUGUUCAGAGGCCAGGGCGUUCGCGACCACAGAUACCACGUCUUUGACGAGCCCAGGUACUUUAACCACUGA
Colletotrichum truncatum is the source of this 2889-nucleotide messenger RNA. Its product is annotated as calcofluor white hypersensitive protein. Gene Ontology annotation, biological process: GPI anchor biosynthetic process; fungal-type cell wall organization. Lineage: Eukaryota; Fungi; Ascomycota; Sordariomycetes; Glomerellales; Glomerellaceae. Gene Ontology annotation, cellular component: endoplasmic reticulum. The record is from RefSeq and is a predicted model, not a curated record.